UCUAGUGGUGAUUUGGAUUGUCUGAAAUAUGCACUCAAGAAUGGAUUUUCUAGUGGUGAUUUGGAUUGUCUGAAAUAUGCACUCAAGAAUGGAUUU
Messenger RNA from Adelges cooleyi (spruce gall adelgid), 96 nucleotides. RefSeq lists its product as uncharacterized. NCBI's taxonomy places the organism in Eukaryota, Metazoa, Arthropoda, Insecta, Hemiptera, Adelgidae. The transcript has 2 exons. The record is from RefSeq and is a predicted model, not a curated record. The annotation marks the transcript as partial.